Anarrhichthys ocellatus (wolf-eel) is the source of this 5199-nucleotide messenger RNA. It is a transcript of the gene map3k3, whose product is annotated as mitogen-activated protein kinase kinase kinase 3. The record is from RefSeq and is a predicted model, not a curated record. Gene Ontology annotation, biological process: protein phosphorylation. Gene Ontology annotation, molecular function: protein kinase activity; ATP binding; protein binding. The transcript has 16 exons. NCBI's taxonomy places the organism in Eukaryota, Metazoa, Chordata, Actinopteri, Perciformes, Anarhichadidae. Bases 1298 to 3151 code for a protein of 617 amino acids.
AGACCAAACUUGUAGUUAUUAUCCUGGCACAUUCAAAACAUAUGCUGUAACCUAAGAAGGAUUGUUAGAGCUUAUGAAGCGGAUCAGUUUCUCUAUGAAUGUAUGUUACAUUCGUCACAAUGGGCCGCUAAAUCAGCACUUAGUGGCACACCAAUCCCUAUGCAUUAAGUUACUGUGCAUAACUAUGAGCCCAAAGAGUUUGUUUAUGUCUGAUGUUAAACACCAGAUUGUAAUGUUUGAAAGGCUCUGGUAUUGGAUCGAAUUGAGUAUCAGCAGUUACCUGAGAUGAAGUCCUGGAAUCAGGAGAGAAAACAAUCUGAUCUGUCCAUCUCUGGUUUAUUUGAACGAAGUCACUCAUUUGAUGCAGUGAUUGUCUUUUGGUUGUGUUAUCUAUUCUCGUCAUAAUUGCUUUACUUUUUCAUUGAGAAAACAAAGUGGAGUUCUCAUUUGUUGGAUUAGUUCAAAUCCAAUGGUUUAUUGGGAGAAAUUUGGGAGAAACCCUCUCCAUCGAAGGAAAUGCCUCAGUUUAUAAUGCAGUUGACGCCUUGAACUGGGCACAUAAUAUUGCCCCUGUUCACACCAACAAUGGAGCUAUAACACAGCGGAGUUAUGUUUUUUUUUUUGCAGCUCAUGCAAAUCAAAGAAGUUUAAAGCUGGUAGAUAUUUAAAAAGUCCCUGUAGAAAACAUUCUUCCCAUAUGAACUGUGCCAGACUGAUUGAAUUUCAGCCGUUUCCAAUUGUCUCUUCUUUCUCACGGGCAAAACACACAACACACAUUCUCACACACACACUGCACGCUUUCUCAUUCACUCAGGGUUCACUCAGUCAGGCAAAGCUUUAGCUAUGUAUUCUGCAGGCUUAGGUUUCAUGUUUUUUACAUGCCUGCAAGAAAUUAUGUGCUGUGCAUGAAUAAUAGGUUCUCUGAUUAGUGUCAUAUUAAAACCAUGUAAUAUAAUUACCUAGAUACCAUAUAUAAUAAGAGUGCGGUGCAGCCACUUUGUCAUCUCAGUACUGUUUACCACCGAGGUCAUGUUUUAUUGGCUGAGGUACUUAUACUUGCAUACUGACAAGUUUUGUUAGACUGGCUAAUAACCUUUUGUCCUGUGUCAUCUCCUGUCUGACUCUAUGACUCACAUCCUUCUGCUCUGUCUCCAAGCAAAGUAAUACGAGCAGAAACAGUUUCUCUUUUUAACUAAUUGAUUUCUGUGUUUAUCACUACAGGCUGUGGGUGGGUUGGCACAACACGGACAAGUUUCUGAAGACUGGUUUGUAGGCCGCGUACGCAAACGUCGCCACGAUGAAUGAGAGGCAGGCUCUCCACUCUAUCAUGAAAGACCUGGUCGCCCUCCAGAUGACUCGCCGCCAGCCUGUGUUGUCGUAUGACAGCAGCAAACCCAAGACGCCGGCCCAGGCCAACAGACAGGACGAUGUCAGGAUAAAGUUUGAGUUCUCAGGAGAGCGGAGGAUUCUGGUGUUUGGACGGCCUGUGCAGUUCGAGGAAGUCCAGCAGAAAGUCACGACUGUCUUUGGCCAGCAGCUAGACCUGCAUUAUAUGAACAAUGAGUUGUCCAUCCCUCUGCGAGAUCAGGAUGACCUGGACACGGCGAUCGACCUGCUGGACCGAAGCUCCAACAUGAAGAGCAUCAGGAUCCUGCUGCUCACUCAGGAGCACAGCAAUGCCUCCUCCCCCUCCCACCACAUUCCAUGUAAGCAGGUGAGGAUUAAGUCCUCCCAAUCCACUGGAGACGUUAGCACGGCGUACCAAUCCUCCGAGUCCAGGGGGCGCCACCUGUCUACUGGUUCUCAGAACACGGGGCGUAGCUCGCCGCCUCCUGGUUACGUGCCCGAACGCCAGCAGAGGAUCGCCCGCCAAGGUUCAUACACCAGCAUAAACAGUGAGGGGGAGUUCAUCCCUGAGACCAGCGAUCAGUGUGUGCUGGAUCCCUGGAGCAGUGCAGAAAACUCAGUCUCUGGAAGCUGCCAGUCUCUGGACAGCAACUCAGACAGCCCUUCACUGAGGAAGUCUCGCAUGCACAGAGCCAAGAGUUACCCUGAUAAUCGCCAGGAGUGCUCAGACAGGGAAAACCAUGUGUAUGACAGGGUAGCAGGGAAAGGAGGCACCUUCCCUCGUAGGUACCAUGUCUCCCUGCAUCAUAAGGACCACAGUGAAGGCCGUCGGACGUUCCCGCGGAUCCGUCGCCCCCAGGGGAACCUGUUCACUCUGGUGCCGUCACGCCGGUCGCUCAAUGGCAGCGAGGAUAGCGUGGGCAGCUGGCAGCUGGUCGACGCUCACGGCAGGCUCCGUCCCCAAGAUCGUUCUGUCGCGCAUAAGUCCCCCAGUGCUCCGAUGACAUGGCGGCGGGGGAAGCUUCUGGGCCAGGGAGCGUUUGGUCGGGUUUACCUGUGUUACGAUGUGGAUACUGGGAGGGAACUGGCUGCCAAGCAGGUCCAGUUUGAUCCUGAGAGUCCUGAGACCAGCAAGGAGGUCAGCGCUUUGGAGUGUGAAAUCCAGUUGCUGAAGAAUCUGCAUCACGAGCGUAUUGUUCAGUAUUACGGCUGUCUGAGGGACCACAAUGAGAAGACUCUCAGUAUUUUCAUGGAGUACAUGCCGGGGGGUUCAGUCAAAGACCAGCUGAAGGCCUACGGGGCACUGACAGAAAACGUGACCCGGAAGUACACGAGACAGAUCCUGGAGGGCAUGUCCUAUCUGCACAGCAACAUGAUCGUACACAGGGACAUCAAAGGUGCCAACAUCCUGCGGGAUUCAGCGGGCAACGUGAAGCUCGGGGACUUCGGUGCCAGCAAGAGGCUGCAGACCAUCUGCAUGUCUGGAACCGGCAUCCGCUCUGUGACUGGCACCCCCUACUGGAUGAGCCCGGAGGUGAUCAGUGGAGAGGGCUACGGCAGGAAGGCCGAUGUCUGGAGCCUUGGUUGUACGGUGGUAGAGAUGCUGACAGAAAAGCCUCCGUGGGCUGAAUACGAGGCCAUGGCGGCCAUAUUCAAGAUCGCCACCCAGCCCACCAACCCGCUGCUGCCCUCGCACACCUCGGACCAGGCACGGGACUUCAUAAGCUGCAUUUUUGUGGAGGCCAAACACAGGCCCAGUGCUGAGGAGCUGCUCAGACAUCCCUUCUCCCAGAUUCUGUGCUGAAGCCUGCCUGGUUUCUGAACUUCAACCACAGAGUUACGGCCUCAGCAGUGUCUGUAGCUUCCUUGACACCCAGUCCAUGGCAGGAAAUCUGGAUGUGGAACUGAUCUAGAAAUCAGUGUUAAACUCACCGAGCCACUGCCGGAGCUCAAGACGCUCCUCCACAUAAAACCAAAUAACAAGACGGUUUGUCCACAGCGGUCAUCAAUGCCUUGCACUUACAAGAGUGACCACACGGGGGAAACAAAACACAGAUUAAGUGGAUUAAGUGCGGAUCCUUCAUAUGCACACACUUCAAAUGAUGCACUCCGAAGGCAGCGUCCUUCAAGCCAUGCACCUGUUGUGUCUUCAUUGUGUACCCUCUCCUGUGUUGGCAUUCUCUGUGAAAUGCCAGGAAGCCCCACAGUGUUUGAAACAUUCAGCUGAGCACCGUUUGUAAGCUACAGCACACCACUGUGUGCUCAACAGUUUUAAUUGGACAGGAUUGUUCUCUUUUUUCCCCACUUUGUCUCUGUCUCGUUCUAAACGAGGAAAACUCUUUGAAUGUCUGCGUAGGUUGGAUGAAACACAGAUGGAGCGAUGUGCGUAGAGUAGCUGGUGUUUAGUGGAAGAAUAAUGUUUAGCUGCACCAAUAUUGAACAGACUGAGGCAUGUUUUGAUUUAAGCCCUUCAGAAUUAAGACAUCAAUUUAACAUGGUUUAGUCAUUUUAGUGGUAGAAAUGAAUAAACAGGACCCUCAAUCGACCACGAUGCACGGCGUGUACUUGCACCAGUUUUUUGUCUCUUAUGUAUUGCGGUUACAUUCAAGUCACAUUGGCAAACUAGUUUCCCUGAAAAAGAAUUACUUGGUGAUCUUUGAAAGACCCUGAAGGAUGUUUGACAACACUUACUGCUCAGAAUACACUUCUAAUCAUCUGGAUGUGAAAAGGUUUCGUCUUCUGUGCAAAAAGAAAGUGUUAACUGUAGACAAACAUAACUGAUACCAAUUCCUUUGGUUUUUGUUGCAUAAAUUAUGCAAAGAUAUAUGUCAUUUCCGACUACCAUCUUUGUUUGAAUUUGGAAACAGCUUGGGAAACUUUUUGACUAUAUUGAUAUUUUCAUAUUUUUCUUUUGUUGUACAAAAAGAGCAAGGGCGUAUGUCAUUCCCAGCUGCUUGGAUGCAAAAUACAGUCACAACUUAAGAAAAGGGUUAAAAGAUAUCUUUUUUAUUUUUAUUUAAAUAGAGCAGCAAUUAUUUUAGAGUAUAGAGUUUUUAAGGACUUUUGAAAUGCCUUCAUAGCAGCAGUGAGUUCUGUUAAAUGAUCUUGCUGUUUAUUUUUCAGAGAAACAAAAGCUCUGUUACUUGAAAGUGAUUGUAAUGCAUGAGAGGCACAAACCUAACUGGGGCUAUGCAGCUAGAAUAACAUAUUUUAAGAUAUGACUCUUCACAGAAAGAAAACACUCCCUCCUCUGUCACUAUUGCUGUCCUUCUAACCAGUUAAUACAUUGAAAGGAUUCACGUUAAUAAGUGCAUUUCAGUACAAUCUAGGAAUUUAAAUCAAAUAAUAUAUUUCUAUAAAGUAUGAGAUGUAACUGCGCAGGAGGAGCUGAGUGUGUAUGUUUCUUUUAAAUUGACUUUUCCAUGUCUUGUUCUACCUUUUGCCAAAAUGUGACUUAUCCUUCCAUGUGCCAUCCUCCUUUUAUAGCUCUUCAGUGUCACAGGUGUUCUCAGCCCACAAAGUGGCAAAAAAAGGGGGCAGAUAAAAUAUAAUGAUACGGACUUGUUAUCAGUUAUAUGUGAAAAUGAAGCAGGUGAUGCUUUUUUUGGUUUAAAAAUGCAAACUUAUAGGGCCUUCAUUUGGAAGUGCUCUCCAUCGCCUUUGCCUAAGAUCUUACUGUUGAUUUGUGUCUAGACCAAACAUCCCUGACUGAGAAACCUUUGCUUUAAAUCAGAUGCACUUUUGAUGUUAAAUGAAUGUUCUGGAGUUUUUGUUCUCUUUACCAAAUUUUUUUUUUUUCUUUUACUUCAAAUGUGAAAUUUGUUUCAUUUUUAUUUAUAUUCCCGUGUCUAU